GCGCUUGUAUUAAAGUUUAGGAAGAGAAAAAGAAGAGGCCAGCAUGGAUUAAAUAAAUGAAAGGAGGAUAAGCCACUCGCAUUAGGAAAUUACAAAGCUUUACGCAUGAAAACCACAUCCCAUUGGCUGCUCCCCUUGUAUUUCACUACCCCAUGCCAUACACUUCCCUCUCUCUCUCUCUCUCUCUCUCUCUCUGCUUCUUGCUCGUCUGAGUCUGGCAAAGGAGGGCCGCCUCUCUUGAUGGGUAAUUCAUUGUUGCUGUGGUGUUCCAUUGGUUCGGCGCACUUGGGGGCAAAGCAUAAUUGAUGAAGUGGUUGGGUAUGUGUUAAUAUUGAAAUAAGUGGUAAUCGUGAAACAGAAAUAACCUCGCAAACUGUAAUUUGGGUCUUUUUGGAGGGUAUUUAUAAUGCAAACUGCAUGCUUCAAAGAUCAUGGAGGCAUUCUCCAGAAUCCAAUUCCUCAGUCCACGGUUCCUUUCAUGCCUUGGUGGACCACAGCUGGGUCCCAACAGAUAUUUGGUGAAUCCUUCAGCCAGUUGAAGUCUAUAGCCAGGGACCACCCAAAUGGAGAAGAUCAUUCGUCAGCCACUCCACGACAAGGACAUCAGGCUACAGAUCAUGGACCAAUCCUGGCGAUCCCAGAAAAAGAGGGUUAUGAUGCUGCUAAAUUCUCUAUAUUUCCUGAUCAUCUGGGAGCUUUUGUUUCAGGAAACAACAAGGAUUCUGGGAAGGGGCAGAAAGCUCAGCAACUCUCUACAACUAUCUCUCUUCUGCCGUCUCCCCCAGAAAACCAAGCUUGCUUUGAGCUAGGACUUGGUCAGCCUCUGGUUUGUGCAAAUUAUCCUUACAUGGAUCAGUGUUAUGGUCUAUUUGCAACUUAUGGAGCUCAAGCCACGCAUGGUCGGAUGCUGUUGCCGUUAAACAUGACAGAAAACGGGCCAAUUUUUGUAAAUGCUAAGCAGUACCAUGGGAUUCUUCGGCGCCGACAGUCUCGAGCAAAAGCAGAGCUGGAGAACAAAGUGAUCAAAGCUAGGAAGCCUUAUCUGCAUGAAUCCCGUCAUCUUCAUGCAAUGCGUCGAAAAAGGGGAUGCGGUGGUCGGUUCCUGAACAUGAAGGAGGCGAGCAGUGGAAAAGGUGGGGGUGACAGUGUCAAGAUGAGCGGUGGGCCUCUUACUCAGGCUGUUGGCUCUCCAAGUUCCGAAGUUCAGCAGCGAUCUGAUAGCGGGAAUUUGAAUUCAGCAAAGGAAGGAUGCAGCGGCUCGAGUCUAUCUGGAUCAGAGGUGACUAGUAUGUAUUCACGGGGUGAUGUAGAUCGCUUUCAGAUGGAACAUCUCCGCCCCUCUGCUUUUCAUCCUCUCGCAAAUGUGAUGGAUGGUGGGCCGAGCAUCGGAAUCACUAGCAAGUGGGUCACGGCAGAUGGCUGCUGUGACUUGCUAAAAGUUUGAUCGUGGGGACAUAAUAGGGGGUUGUGAGUUGUAGCACUUGCUUACUGAAGAGCUGUGCGACAGUCUGCACGAACCCUGUCCCUGUGGCAACCAGAUGGAGGGGCUCAUUGGAUCAUCAUUUAUGAUUGGUCUGAUGGGCCUCGGUCGAUGGCUUGUCCACACCACCAUGUGGUUGUUAUGAAGGCAAAUCAUUCUUGGCUUAAGUGGCAUUAAGGCCUUGCAUCGCUUGAAAAACAGUCCUAAAAAAUGCUAGCAGUUUCCAGGACAGUUGUGAUGUUCAAAGUCCUAAAUGUCUCUUGUACAAAAAAUGCCUAUGAAGGGGCUUGGCCCUGUAGUAGGCAAGUAGUAUUAGUACUUUACUAGCAACGGGCUUGCUUCUCGAGCUGCUCGGGUUUGUGAUUUUAAGGAGUCUGUGGACAUUGUUCAGUGUGUUUUGGAAGAGGAUCUCUUCCUACUUUUAAUGUUGUGUUGUUGUAUUACUAAAUGUGCCACAACCUAAGAUUUAAAUGUGUGUGAAGGGAUGUGAAGACGAGCUUGGAUUGCUUGUGUUUGUGAUUUUAAUAAGAGUGUGGACAAUGGUGUGAUUGAAACUCA
Molecule: messenger RNA, 2038 nt
Organism: Magnolia sinica
Lineage: Eukaryota; Viridiplantae; Streptophyta; Magnoliopsida; Magnoliales; Magnoliaceae
Product: nuclear transcription factor Y subunit A-10-like
Exons: 6
Coding region: 407-1444 (345 amino acids)
Biological process (GO): regulation of transcription by RNA polymerase II
Cellular component (GO): CCAAT-binding factor complex
Molecular function (GO): DNA-binding transcription factor activity, RNA polymerase II-specific; RNA polymerase II cis-regulatory region sequence-specific DNA binding
Source: RefSeq, a predicted model, not a curated record